Molecule: messenger RNA, 380 nt
Organism: Ostrinia furnacalis (Asian corn borer)
Lineage: Eukaryota; Metazoa; Arthropoda; Insecta; Lepidoptera; Crambidae
Product: NADH dehydrogenase (ubiquinone) MWFE subunit
Exons: 3
Coding region: 90-302 (70 amino acids)
Cellular component (GO): respiratory chain complex I
Source: RefSeq, a predicted model, not a curated record
AAUUGAUAUUCUUUACUGGCAAUGUGCAUGAAACUGUCAUUCUGUAAAACAAAGUGUUUGCAGAGUUCACUGUUCGAAUUUUUGUAAAUAUGUGGUACGAAAUUCUGCCGAGUUUCUUCAUAAUAACAGCGGCUUUAGGCCUGCCUGGAUGGGGUCUUUAUCACAUUCACAACUUGACACUGGGCAAUCAUUACAGACGCACACUCCUCCAGCGAUGGGACCGCAUCACAUACCAGCGUGACUUGAGGCUCACUGGGAACCCUUACAAAGUCAAUGGACUAGAGGCAAUCCCCGAUAAAUAAAUGGAUUCAACAUUGCUGUAGCUUCAUUAAUCAAUAGAACUUUUAUUGUAAAAUAAAUUGUAUUUAAGUUAAUUAAAA